GUGCGGCAGUGCGGGAGUGGCCUGUGUGUUAAAGUGUAUAUAAACAUACGCCUCAUUUUAUUUCCCUCUCUCUCUCUUUUCCUCUUCUUCUUCAUUGUCCUCUCUUUCUCUCCCCUCUAUCCAUCCCCCAGAAACUCCCCCCUCAUGGACACGUUUCUUCACCAGGUCCACGAGACUUAUCUGCCGGCCUGGUUCGCGCCCAAGGAACCGGCGCUGUUCCUGGACUAUGGCAUCACUCGUUCGAUCUACGAUUCCACAGGCAUCCCAGAGCCCUCGCUCCGAUUGCUCCUCACCAUCCUGGCCGGCUACCCGAUCUCGAUCCUCUACCGACUUGUCUUCCUCAACAAGACCUCGUCCAUCAUUGGCGAGUCGGCACGUAACACCUUCUUCGUGACCACGGGCCUACUCCUGUCCUACUAUUUCAACUCUUACGACAUUAUCCACCCCCUGACCACCUGUAUUGGCACCUGGCUCAUCUGUAAGGUCGUCACGCUCGUCGCGCCCAUGAACCGGAGCCUGGCCUCGACCGUGUCAUUCCUGUUCAACUUUGGAUACCUGUUGACGUCCUACAAGUACGCAGCCACGGAGGAUUACGAUAUCUGCUACACGAUGCAGCAGUGUGUGCAGUGCUUACGGAUGAUUGGGUACGGAAUGGAUUUCAUGGACGGACAACCAAAGUCGCAAAAAAAGCAACAGCAGCAGGAUGAGAAGAAGAAGGCAGCAGAUCAGGGACCAGAGGUAAUCACAGCGACACCCGCACCCGGAACUCCUCAGCCCGCCACACCAGCUCCUGCUGCUCCAGCUGCUGCUGUCGUCGUCAGGGACAAGACCCCGAUCUCGUUCGGAAGGGACAUUGCCCUCGGUCGGAUGCCGACCCUGGCCGAAACUAUCGGUUACGCGUUCUUCCCCUUUGCGUUCCUGGUCGGUCCCCAGUUCUCAUUCUCGCUUUACAAGAAGUUCAUCUCCAUGGAUCUUUUUAACGUGCCCGUGCCGGCGACUGCAGGAAAGGAUGAGGCUCGGGAGGCGGCUGCGGCGACGGCGAAUGGGAUUCCUCAGGGUUCUUUGCGAUAUGCCACCCGUUGCUUCUUCCUGGGCGUGUUCUAUCUGGGAUUGGGUCAGGUCCUCGGUGGGUACUUUCCCUCGGCUGCAUUGUUGGGCAAGGCCUUUUUGGAGCGUCCGUUCCUGGAGAGGGUCUUUAUCUUUUGGUGGACUGGAAAGACGGUUCUGAACAAGUACCUCGGUAUCUGGACCAUUGGCGAAGGACCCUGCGUUUUGUCUGGAAUUACCUUUAACGGCUAUGACGCUCAGGGCAGACCUGAAUGGGAUGGACUCCGAAACGUGAACCCAGUCAAGUACGAAUUCGCAACAUCCCUGACCCAGAUUGUGAGCUCCUUCAACAUGAACACCAAUUACUGGGCCAAGCUCUAUGUCUUCAAGCGUCUGCGCUUCCUCGGCAACAAGAACCUGUCGGCUCUGGGCGUGCUCCUCUUCUUGGCCGUCUGGCACGGCACCCAUAUCGGCUACUUUUUCUGCUUUGGUCUCGAAUUCAUGGACAUGGAGACGGAGCGUCGUCUGUCGGCCCGGUUCGGAAAGCCCAUCAAUGCGUUCAUUGCGAGACAGCAGGGUGUGUCCCAUGCGGUCUUUAAGGCCAUCUGGGGUGUGAUCACCUGGUUGUUCACGACCAGCGCAUUGUACUUUGCAGCUGUGCCUUUCGAUCUGUUGCAGAUGGACAAGUCCUUGGCGGCUAUCCGGUCGAUCAAUUUCUUGGGCAUCUACGUCAUGCUCGGACUCUUGGGCCUUGAUAUCGUACUCUCGAUCGUCAUGCCCAAGAAGCGCUCCAAGUCCAUCAAGACCGAGUAAAAAAAAAAAAAACAAAAAAAAACAAAAA
Messenger RNA from Gamsiella multidivaricata, 1888 nucleotides. Its product is annotated as MBOAT, membrane-bound O-acyltransferase family-domain-containing protein. Bases 145 to 1860 code for a protein of 571 amino acids. Gene Ontology annotation, molecular function: 1-acylglycerophosphocholine O-acyltransferase activity; lysophospholipid acyltransferase activity. The record is from RefSeq and is a predicted model, not a curated record. Lineage: Eukaryota; Fungi; Mortierellomycota; Mortierellomycetes; Mortierellales; Mortierellaceae. Gene Ontology annotation, biological process: lipid modification; phosphatidylcholine biosynthetic process. The transcript is spliced from 2 exons. Gene Ontology annotation, cellular component: membrane.